AUGGCUAUCUCGACUCGUCAAUACGGUCGUCAAGGUGCAAGUAAUGUUACGAGAGCUGAUACAGGUCGUUUAAUAUCAACUUCAUCAACAGGUUCAAUGUCUGUUCCACCUCGUCGUUAUGUUCUUGAUGUACCAACAAGUCGUACAACACGUAUAAGUCGUACGACAAGAACAACUAAUGGAAUGAAUGAUGAUUAUGAUGAAACAAAUAUGCGUAGUCGUUCACCUGGUAUGUCAACAACAUAUUCAACUGUUCUUAGAACAAAUAUUAAUAAUGGAAGUAAUGAACGAUUAUCACAUUCAGGUUCUCGAGAAUAUUAUUAUGGAGAUGGAAGAAAUAUAUCAUCAUCACCAACUAAUGUAACACGUUAUUAUGAAGAUUCAUCUAUUAACCAAUUACUUGAAUCAGGUACAACUUAUAAUAAUUCAUUAGCUGAAGAUCAAGAAGUUCAAGCAUUAACAGCAAAAGCAACACCUGAUGUCAAAAAUUAUCCAAUUAAUGUUGAUACUAAUCCAGAAUUAAUUGUUCGACCAAAUACACAACGAUUACAAUAUAAACAAGAUAUUGCUGUUCGAUAUUUAAAACCUAAUACACCACCACCUCCAGGACCUAUUGUUAUUCGUGAAAUUCGUGCACCACCACCACCACAUGCUCCACCUAUGAUUCUUCGUCAACGACCUCCACCACCGCGUACACCAUCACCUGUUAUUAUUCGUGAAAGACCACCUGUACGUCCAAAAUCUGUACCAACAACAGUCAUUAAAAAGGUUAUUCCACCACCACCACCACCACCUCGUAAAUUAAUUAUUGAACGUCUACCUAAUCUUCCACCGAAACCACGUCCUGUCAUUAUUGAACGAUGGCUUCCAUAUCAAAAACAAAAACGUCAAGUUAUUCAUGAAAAAGCUAAACCAUACGAACCAAUGACUCGUAUAAAAAAUACAAUUAUUGAAUGGCGUCCACCAGAAGUUGAAGUUGUUAAACAUGUUAAAAAACUUGGAGUUCAAGAUGCUGAUCCACAACGAUAUUAUAAUCAAUAUAGAGAUAAAUUAUAUACAACAGAAAUUGUACAACGAAAAUUAAAUGAAUUAGGUUUACAAGAAGAAAUAUCUUUAAUGCAACAACAACAAGCAUCUGCUGCAAAUGAAGAAAUUGCUCUUGAAAAAGCUGAUGAAUAUAAUAUUCGACAAAUUCUUAAUAGCUAUGGAUCAUCAUCAUCUUCAAGACAAAUAUAUACAACAAAUAGUGAUGGUACUGUUGUGCCUCUUGUUCGUUCAUCAUCUCAUUCUGGUAUUAUAGAUGAAUAUGGUGAACGACAAAUAUUAUAUGAUCGUUCACCUAAUAAUUCAGGAACAAUUGUAUAUGAUGCAAAUAAUUAUAAUUUUGAUCAAAAUAUAUCAAAUGCAUCUGUUCUUACAGAAGAAAUGAUUUUACGAUCACAUGCAACUAAUAAUGGUAAAUUUCCUACACAUCUUUUAACAAAACUUGGUUCACAAAUAUAUGAUAUGCCACCUGAACAAGUUGAUUUAUCAAAUAAUACAAGACGAACAACACAUUAUUAUACAGUUAAUCAGGGAGGACCAAGCUAUGAAUCAACUGGUGAUACAGCAUCUGGUUAUACAGAUGAAAAAUAUGUACAAAUAUUAUCAUCUGAUUUAAAAGAUGUAUUACCUAAUUAUGAAGUUUAUUCAAGUACAGGACAAAAAUUAGAAGGAGAACAACUUAAUUUCUAA
This is a messenger RNA of Rotaria sordida, 1734 nucleotides long. The record is from the annotation of a GenBank genome assembly. NCBI's taxonomy places the organism in Eukaryota, Metazoa, Rotifera, Eurotatoria, Philodinida, Philodinidae.